CUCCACGUGAUUCCUGAUUCGUAUUUAGCUCGGCGUCUGUGACGGGCUUUAAUUAGCAAAGGAAGCGAUACGUGUCUGGAAGCAAAACUUUCUCAGGGAGGAGACCUCCCUCGGAACAGCAGUAGCAGAAAACAGUUGAGCACUGCUAAGCACGUUAAACUCUUUUUAGUGCGUACCCCUCCCAGUCCCGUCCAGCCACGCCUUUCGAGUUCCGUCCCUGUUCCCCACCUCUAGGAGCUGCGGUCUCUUUAAGUGCGCACCUUCGGUAAGACCCAGGCGGCGGGGCCGAGAACGCGUUUCGUUCCGGCGCGGAGAGUUUGUGCCUUUCGGGCUGCCGUCCUGCGGGUCCGCCAUAUUGUCUGCUGAAGCUGCCGCUGAAGCUGCCGCCGCCAAGUCUGAGCGAGCGGAGCAGCGAUGGAAUGAUUGUUGUUCAGCCCAGUCCUGUGAGGAUGCUGCCAAAAUAUGAGCAGCCUUGUAAUCUCAUUCUGAACCGAUCCAGUUGUUGAGGAGUCUCUUCCGUUGUCUGGUGAUUGGCAGUUCUUACAGGCUUGCAGAGACCAUGGCGAGCCCAGGGAAAGAUAAUUAUCGAAUGAAGAGCUAUAAGAACAAUGCCCUAAACCCUGAGGAAAUGAGGCGAAGAAGAGAGGAGGAGGGCAUUCAGCUGCGGAAGCAGAAGCGAGAGCAACAACUUUUUAAGCGGAGAAAUGUGGAGCUGAUUAAUGAAGAAGCUGCCAUGUUUGAUAGUCUCCUCAUGGACUCCUAUGUGAGCUCUACCACUGGGGAGAGUGUAAUCACAAGAGAGAUGGUGGAAAUGCUCUUUUCUGAUGAUUCUGACCUGCAGUUAGCAACCACACAGAAAUUCCGGAAACUGCUCUCCAAAGAGCCUAGUCCUCCAAUAGAUGAAGUUAUCAACACUCCAGGGGUAGUGGAUCGGUUUGUGGAGUUUCUGAAGAGGAAUGAAAAUUGUACAUUACAGUUUGAAGCUGCCUGGGCUCUGACAAACAUUGCCUCUGGAACCUCCCAGCAAACCAAAAUUGUCAUUGAAGCAGGGGCCGUCCCCAUUUUCAUAGAGCUGCUUAACUCGGACUUUGAGGAUGUACAAGAACAGGCUGUCUGGGCACUGGGAAACAUAGCUGGAGACAGCUCUGUUUGCCGGGAUUACGUCUUGAACUGUUCCAUCCUGAAUCCUUUAUUAACACUCCUUACCAAGUCCACACGACUGACAAUGACACGGAAUGCAGUCUGGGCUCUGUCAAACCUCUGCCGAGGGAAAAAUCCACCCCCAGAGUUUGCAAAGGUCUCCCCUUGUCUGCCUGUGCUGUCUCGCCUACUCUUCAGCAGUGACUCAGACUUACUGGCAGAUGCCUGCUGGGCCCUCUCUUACCUGUCUGAUGGCCCCAAUGAGAAGAUCCAGGCCGUCAUAGACUCUGGAGUCUGCCGGAGAUUGGUGGAGCUUCUGAUGCACAAUGAUCACAAAGUGGCUUCACCUGCCUUGAGAGCUGUGGGUAACAUUGUCACUGGGGAUGACAUCCAGACCCAGGUCAUUCUCAACUGUUCAGCCCUUCCUUGCCUCCUCCACCUACUGAGCAGCCCCAAGGAGUCAAUCCGGAAGGAAGCUUGCUGGACCAUUUCAAAUAUUACUGCUGGCAAUAGGGCUCAAAUACAGGCUGUCAUAGAUGCAAAUAUCUUCCCUGUGUUGAUUGAAAUCCUUCAGAAAGCAGAGUUCCGAACAAGAAAAGAGGCUGCCUGGGCCAUCACCAAUGCCACAUCAGGAGGAACCCCUGAGCAGAUCAGAUAUCUGGUCUCAUUGGGCUGCAUCAAACCUCUGUGUGACUUGCUGACUGUGAUGGAUUCAAAGAUUGUGCAAGUGGCCCUCAAUGGACUGGAGAACAUCCUACGGCUUGGAGAGCAGGAGGGCAAACGCAGCGGCUCAGGGGUCAAUCCCUACUGUGGUCUCAUUGAGGAAGCCUAUGGCUUGGAUAAAAUUGAGUUUCUCCAGAGCCAUGAGAACCAAGAGAUCUACCAGAAGGCCUUCGACCUCAUUGAGCACUAUUUCGGCGUAGAAGACGAUGAUAGCAGCCUGGCUCCCCAAGUGGAUGAAACGCAACAGCAGUUCAUCUUCCAGCAGCCUGAGGCCCCCAUGGAGGGCUUCCAGCUAUAAUGUCUGCCUCCGGGGAGGGGAAGGGCUGGGGAGCAUCACCAAUCAGCAGAAGAGCAGCCCUCUGGUGGGCAGGGAGCCAGCCCCCCACCUUCAGCCACCACACACCUCUGCUGUCCUGGAGACUGUGCUCUCGACCUGCUCCGCCCCUUCCCUGGAGGGAACACCCUCUGGACACACAGAACCAUCUGAGGCUCACAUUUGGGUUUUGUGACAAGAAGGGGACGUGUUGGGUUUUCUUCCUUACACUAUAUUUUGGCUGCACACAUGUCUUUAACCCAGGAGCCCAGGGGUAGACAAAGGAGGACUGAGGUAAUCAAUUUGCACCUUUUUUUAUUUUUGUUUUUUCUUUUUUUCUUUAAUGGUGACUUCCUUCCCUUUUAUCUUCCUUCAUCCUUCCCAGUCGUCUGCCCUGAUUGUGUAACUCUUAUCUUGGGUACUUGAGCAGAUGGAAUAUUCCAGAGGUGGGAGGUGGGAGGGCGGGGGAGGGGAGAAAUCCAAACAAAGUGUUCUUGCUCAGACGGAAUAUUAAUCUUGUAUGCUUGGAUUGAGUUAUUUAAUUUUUUUCUUUUGCACAUUUUUUCUUGUAUUAAGAUUGCUCUUCCCAAGAGCCAUGAGUUCCUCAUUUUAGGAAUCCCAGCUGCCAGCAAUUUCUGGGACUAGAGGUUGAUGGGGAGGCCACCAUGAGACAGAGGCCUCCCCCUCCCUCUGACCCUUUGCCCAGACCUCUUUAGUUUGGGAGAUCCCCCUCGCUCUCCUGGGGUCCCUGUCCCCAUGGAGGGAGUGGAGGAGCACAGGCCUUUAGUCGGGGCUUCCCCAUGUGUAGCUACUGAUCCCAUGUUUCCUAUCCACCUUCCAAAUGGUGCGACCCAACUUCAUAUGUUUACUUGAAAAUUCCCCUCGGAGGAGAAUGAACCUCCGAGGUGGCUGUAUUUUCUCCUGAGCUCAAGACAGGGGGCUGCAGUCCCUCCUUCUCCUGAGGAGAAGGGCCUGCUCUGGUGACCUACAAGUUGCAGAGAGGAGGUUGGAGUGAGAGUGUCAUGUAUUGGGAUAGUCAGGGAUCCCUGCCUUUGGCCUUCCUUCUUCCUCUUCCAUAGUUGGAUCAUGUAUAUUUUACUUCCAAAGGAGAGAAUGUCAAAAAGUUCUGUAUUUUUUUAUAUUCUAUAUAUUAGGUAGGUCAAUCUUAAUUGGUCUCAAAAGGAAGAGCUGUCUAUAAUUUCUGUAAUUAGGACACUGUGAGGAAGACCAACAAGGGAUGUGGAAGCUCCCUCACUCAGGAGGCCUGAGCUUGGUCUUUUUCCUCUCUGCCUGGAUUCUGGGCUGCCACCUGGGACCAACCCUCAGCUCUGGAACUUUAUAAAGCAAGUCAGCUGGGUCUGAUUGUACCUGUAGGGAGCGAGGUGGCCUCAGGGCCUCAUGAAGUCUAUCACUCUAGUCCCCAUCCUGCCAGAGAGCCGUCUGCUUUCCCAAAUCCAAUCUCAAAGGCUGUUGUCCACAUACAUUAUCCUGCAUGGCUGCCUCUCCUAUUAUCACAGAAACCCAGCAGCCAGAAUAACUUUGAGAGCUUUUGGUAUUUUUCCUGUAUGGGAUCCUUGCAUCUGGUUUGGGUUUUCCCUUCCUCAUGAUAAUUAGAAUCUAAAUGCCUUUCUUUUUGAGUAAAGGUAGUGGAGUGAUAUUACAGCCAAGCUGUUGGGGUGUGGGGUAGAGGAAGUUGUGAGCUAAGUGUAGACCUGUUAGGGGCUAAAGGCAUAGUCUGUGCCACCUCCCCGGUGUGAUCAGUCAGGGGUGUCCUGUCCCAGGCUGUACUUUUCUUUCCCCCAGAAACAGUGUCAUUCUUGCUCCCGCUCCUGUGCACUCCCUUGAGCUCAGGUGAAACCCAUCCCCCUAUGCUUAGAUAAGAUCUCAAGUUUCAAGGGCUUUGGUCUUGAAUUUGCCCUCUCUUCCUAGUGUUGAGGUUUCAGUCCAAGCCAUUUUCUGGGUAAAGGUGGUUUGGGGCGGGCAAUUGCCAGUGAAAAAUCCCACCAAAUCGUGCUGCCUUGGUGAAUCAGGUGCCAUUCAUUAGUGGGGGGGACUGCCAACCCCCAAUCUUCCAGGAAACCAAGGGGCAGGAGCUUUCGCACUUGACCUACUGAUCCACUACAGAAUUAUUCUACAGUUCAAAUAAAAGCACCCCUGUCCCCACAUCAUCCUUGCCCAAAAGGAAGAGCAACUUGGAAGUGUCUACCUUGUACAUUUCAGGCAACAGUUAAGUUCCUGACAUUUAAUUCUUAGUGUGAAACAUACAUCCUGUCUUACCAACUGCUCCUCCAAGAUACACUUUGACUUCAGAUCUGGGUCCUGUACCUGGAAGACUGUUAGUCACCUGGCUGCUGCUUAAAGCACGUUUUCUCUAAGGGCUUCAAAGGAUAAAUGCUACUGAUGGCACAGUGUGGGGACAUAUUUCUCAUUGGAGAAGGGCGGCCUUUAGGAGCUUCUCUUUGGGUCUUCUCUAGAGCAUGUUUCCCUGUUAUCUUCCUCAAACCGCUUUCGGUCCACAGAUGAAGUUCCUGCAGCCCACAGUGAGUUCAUCUUUUGUGUCUCCUCCUCUCCUUUGGCCAUCUUAAGAAGAGCCAAUCUUCAUGAGCAGCUCCCUUCUGGAACCAGGUCCUGGGUUGAAAGCUUUGUGAUGGGUUUCUGAGUGCUUACUGCCAGGACAGGGGCUUGCUGACCUGCUGCAGGGAAUAGCCCAGGUCAAGGCAUGUUUUGAGAAUCCUCAUUUCUUGGCCUGUGGCCCAUUUAUUCACUUAAGAUUUCUGAAGGGGUAGCAGUAUCUAGGCAUUGCUGAAGAGGAUAGCAGGCCUUUUUCUUAGCUAACAUUUUCUAGUACUCUUGAACAGUGCCAGCUAUUUAUUGCCAGCCCCUAUAGGCAUCUUCUUGAGUCCCAACAGGGUUUCUGGUCCCAGAGACAUACCUUCGUUUCCCAGCUAUUCCCACUGAGUGACUGCCUGGCUUUGAUGUUAGCUGCAGUCUUUUGGUAAAACCACAUGGAUUUCACCCUCAGGUGGCCAGCUGGUUACUUGGGUCAGUGGGCACAAAUGACCGUUCCAAGGAGAUAUGUUGAUGACCUCAGCUUUCUGGGACCUUUGGGAUAUUCCCCCUUACCUAGAAUCCUUAGCUCUACCACACUGACUCUCUUUGCCCUGGAACCUGCUUUCCAGAAUCCCUACACAGAUUCUAACUGCUGUUGCAUCUAUUUGAGGGAAGGAAGAAGACUGUAUUCCUCUCAAGCCAAACCAGUUAAAAUGAAAACCAUCUAGUGGGUUCAGCUCUAUUUCUAUUUUCUCAUGUCUACCUGCUGUUUGUAGCAAAGCUUUUUCUAGCAAGCUAGUAGAGAAGAGGAAAGCCUCGCAAUACUAACCUCCUCACCCCACGGGCCCCUCUCUGAAGGCCGCAGCUCUUGUUCAGGCUUCAUCUCUUCUCCCCUAGACUCGGUGCAGCUUGGUAUCCAUCAUCUUGGUUAUUUCUCAGUGGAUUCAUCUUGUAGACUGAUUCUGGGUUCUCAGUUGAAGGCAGGGAUCAGUUUCUGUGGGUCCCUGCAGACAUCCCUGGACCAGGAAGAAGGUUAGACUAGCUGGGAUCCUCAGAAGUAUGUGUAUCUGUUUCCUGGCAGGUGGGGAAGGGCACAAGACUCAAACCACAGGAGGUGCUCAUGACCAGCGACCACAUUUUUCGGCAGUACUACCUGGCAGUGAGUGUGAGACACAGGUUGCUCAGAGUAGGUUUCUUCCUCAGCCAUUUAGGUUUGUACUUUCUCGACCAACCUUGUCCAGCAUUUUUUUCUGUGUUUUUAGGUUCCGUUUGUUAAGCCAGCAGGCUGAGAAUUUGGCCCUGUAGUCAUCCACGUGGUGGGUACUAGCUGUUCCUUAGCCAGGGCUUUGAUGAGUGAUUGAAUUAUCCCAUUGUCCAUCCUCUAGACCCACUCCCAAAUAAAGACCAUGGCAAGGGAAGAAUUUGAGGUCAAAACCAACCUAAUCUGUGAAUUGAAGCUGUUUCUUUUCCUCUGAGAGGCCGUUAAACUUCGGUCUUGGGCUAUGUGCAGGAGCAAAACUGGCUAUGAGUUAGGAGAGGCAGUGUUAAAUUUUGGGUCCAGAGCAACCUAAGGGAAAAAGGGUUGUGUACUGUGUCUUCAGCGGGUUAGGGCGUACCCAGCUGCUUCUGGCCUGCCUGAUCCAGGGUCUCCACAUUAGCUCAUAUCCGAACCCCUCUGCCAAAUGCUAAUCUGCUCUCCUAGUCGGUCCAGUUUGAGUCCUUGGGUUUCAUAGGAGAGAACUAUAUGUCAUGCCCUGGGAGCCAGGAAAGAAGUCAGAGCUCAGAAUCCUCAGACUGGCUGGGGCCUGUUGCCUUCAGAGGACAUCUUCCAGGAGUCCGCACCUAUACCGAACCUUAGGCCAUGGAUUUGUGUACUGGCUUUUUUUAGCCAGCUUUUGUGAGAACUCCUUUAAGCUUUUAAGGGAAGGGGUGUGAGGUCCCAACUACCUAACAGACUGGAUAUUUCCCAAGAACAGCUUGGGUUUCCUGCUAAGGACCCUAGGAAGAUAAAUCCUUUUCUUUCUUUCUGAAUUCAUUUGCUUUUAUUUUUCUAAGAACUAUAAACUGGCUAUUUUCCAUGUUCUCAGGGCCCCUGGGUAGAGAGACAAAGCUUGAUGAUUUCAGAGCAGACAUAGGCCAAGAAACCGUGGCAUUGAGUGUGCUGAGUCCAGACAAAUGAUAUUUAUAUACACAUCCAAAUUUGAAGAGAAAAUGUAUUUCUUUAGGUUUCAAACACUGUAAUAGAUGUAAAGCAAAAAUAAAAACCUGUUGCAAAGUU
Molecule: messenger RNA, 7004 nt
Organism: Oryctolagus cuniculus (rabbit)
Lineage: Eukaryota; Metazoa; Chordata; Mammalia; Lagomorpha; Leporidae
Gene: KPNA6
Product: karyopherin subunit alpha 6
Biological process (GO): protein import into nucleus
Cellular component (GO): cytoplasm
Molecular function (GO): nuclear import signal receptor activity; protein binding
Source: RefSeq, a predicted model, not a curated record